UUCACUCAGUUUCUUUGCCAGUUGCCCAGUGGGACGGUUGCGUCUCAGCAUCUCAAGCGGCUCCAUCAGAACCACAAAUCAACCAACCAUGAGCAAGUCCUACGCCUCCUCAGCCCAGAGCGCCUCCUCGUACCGUCGCACCUUUGGUUCUGGUGUUGGUUCAUCACCAAUGUCUUCCCUCUUCUCCAGUCUAGGAGGAGGCCGCGGCUCCUCUUCCAGCCAUAUGUCCACCAGAGUCUACGAGGUCAAGAGCAGUGGUAUUCCCUCAUAUUCCAGCUUCAAGCUGUCUUCUGGUGCUGGGCUCGGCUCCUCCACAGCCAUGCGCACCUAUGCUGGGGAGAAGCUCGACUUCAACCUUGCAGACGCCAUGAACCAAGACUUCCUCAACACAAGGACCAAUGAGAAGGCUGAGCUUCAGCACCUCAAUGACCGCUUUGCCAGCUACAUUGAGAAGGUGCGUUUUCUGGAGCAGCAGAAUGCAGCACUGACAGUGGAGAUUGAGAAGCUCAGGGUCCGCGAGGGGCCUGGGCGUGUGGCUGAGCUCUAUGAGGAGGAAAUGAGAGAGCUGAGGAGGCAGAUAGAGGCCCUCACCAACCAGCGCGCCAGAGUGGAGGUGGAGAGAGACAACCUGGCUGACGACCUGCAGAAACUUAAGCUCAGACUGCAAGAAGAGAUUCACCAGAAAGAAGAGGCUGAGAACAACCUGUCUGCUUUCAGAGCUGAUGUGGACAGUGCUACUCUUGCCAGGCUGGACCUGGAGAGACGUAUUGAGAGUCUACAAGAAGAGAUUGCCUUCCUCAAGAAGAUCCAUGAAGAGGAAAUCCGUGAGCUGCAGAGCCAGAUUCAGGACACUCAGGUGCAGAUCCAGAUGGAUAUGUCUAAACCUGACCUGACUGCUGCUCUGAGGGACAUCCGCAUGCAGUACGAAGCCAUUGCCGCCAAAAACAUUGCAGAGGCUGAGGAGUGGUACAAGUCUAAGGUGUCUGAUCUGAACCAAGCGGUGAACAAAAACACUGAUGCACUGCGUCAGGCCAAGCAGGAGACCAUGGAGUAUAGGCACCAGAUCCAGUCCUAUACCUGCGAGAUUGACUCACUGAAGGGCACUAACGAGUCUCUGCUGCGCCAGAUGAGAGACAUGGAGGAUCGCAUGGCCCGUGAAGCUUCUGGUUACCAGGAUACCAUUGCAAGGCUUGAGGAAGAUAUCGCUAAGAUGAAAGAUGAUAUGGCCCGCCACCUGAGGGAGUACCAGGACCUCCUUAAUGUGAAGAUGGCCCUCGAUAUUGAAAUUGCCACCUACCGCAAGCUGCUGGAGGGAGAGGAGAGCAGGAUUACUACCACCAUACCUGUUCCAUCUACCUUUUCUUCCAUUGGAUUCAGAGAGACCAGUCCUGAGUCCCAACAUCAGCGCGCAUCAGAGGUUCACUCCAAGAAGACUGUUCUCAUCAAGACCAUUGAGACCCGCGAUGGAGAGGUUGUCAGUGAGUCAACACAGCAUCAGCAAGACAUCAUGUAAAGAAGAAGAUCAAUCAUUAUUUAAAAAAAAAAAUUGUACCAACAAUGAAAAAUUUUCCUACUAGUGCUACGACGAUUAAUAAGCUGAGCCUAUUUUUAGAUACAAAAUGCUCACCACUUUAUGUAACCAGUCAUAGAAGUGAAAAUUAACCACCAUUCAGCCAUAUAUAAAUUACUCUAAGCAUCACAGGAUAGAUGCAGUGCAGAGGCACAGCGCCUUUAGCCUGGUUUUAAAUGACGGCAUUCCAGGAUGUUUUUGUUUAUUUGUGAAUUUCUUACAUCUUGCAUCUAUCUUGUCUGCAAAAACAAUUUAGUGGUAAGGGUAGUGUUUCAAAUUAAAGGUUGUACUGCUGUAUUAGACUGUACAGGAAAGUUUGGAAGGUGAAAGUCAGAUCAAUUUGACUGAAGCACUCUGUCAUAUUGUGGCAAAUUUCACUGCACAUAUUCCAGGAUUUUUAUGUAUAUGCAUAGAUUGAUUAAGAUAGGCUAUCUGUGUAACUGAUUCAAGGAAAGUGAGAUGUUGGGCUUCAAUUUGAAAAAUGCCAGAAAGAGAAAAGGAAACUCAGUGAUGUUUGAACUUUGAGCUCUGCAGCAUUUGCUGGGUGUCUGAUGGUUUGUGUAUGAGUAACCACGGUAUUCUCCUUCACUCAAAUAAAAAUUUUCAUAUGCAAGUCAAA
Molecule: messenger RNA, 2189 nt
Organism: Archocentrus centrarchus (flier cichlid)
Lineage: Eukaryota; Metazoa; Chordata; Actinopteri; Cichliformes; Cichlidae
Gene: desma
Product: desmin a
Exons: 10
Coding region: 89-1513 (474 amino acids)
Biological process (GO): skeletal muscle organ development; intermediate filament organization
Cellular component (GO): intermediate filament; Z disc; cell-cell junction
Molecular function (GO): structural constituent of cytoskeleton
Source: RefSeq, a predicted model, not a curated record